This is a messenger RNA of Arabis nemorensis, 984 nucleotides long. The record is from the annotation of a GenBank genome assembly. NCBI's taxonomy places the organism in Eukaryota, Viridiplantae, Streptophyta, Magnoliopsida, Brassicales, Brassicaceae.
AUGAAGCCAUGCAUGACGGCUCUAAGACAAGUGAUUCAACCAUUGUUGAACUACCAAGGUCUAACCGCCGGUUUAAACAUGGUCGACGUUCCGUUUUUCCGGCGAAAAGACAAGGUUGUUUUCGUCAUGGGAGCCACCGGAACCGGUAAAUCUCGUCUCGCCAUCGACCUAGCCACUCGUUUUCCGGCGGAGAUCGUAAACUCCGACAAGAUCCAAGUCUACAAAGGUCUCGACAUAGUCACCAACAAAGUCACUCCGGAAGAAAGUCUCGGCGUUCCUCACCACCUUCUCGGCGUCGUCGACGACACUCACGACGAUUUCACGGCUGAGGAUUUCCAGCGGGAAGCAAUAAGAGCCGUCGAAUCGAUCGUCCAGAGAGACCGUGUCCCUAUCAUAGCCGGUGGUUCCAAUUCUUACAUCGAGGCUUUAGUCAACGAUUGCGUUGACUUCCGGUUAAGGUACAAUUGCUGCUUCUUGUGGGUCGAUGUCGCUAGACCGGUUUUACACUCGUUUGUGUCGGAGCGAGUCGAUAAGAUGGUUGAGAUGGGUCUCGUCGACGAGGUUCGCCGCAUCUUCGAUCCCUCGUCGGCAGAUUACUCCGCCGGAAUACGCCGUGCGAUCGGAGUUCCGGAGCUGGACGGCUAUCUCAGGGCGGAGAUGCGGGAUUAUCCGGCGGAGACGACGGAGAGACUUUUGGAGACGGCGAUUGAGAAGAUUAAGGAGAACAAUUGUUUGCUCGCGUGUAGACAGUUACAGAAGAUUCAGAGGCUUUACAAGCAGUGGAAAUGGAAUAUGCACCGUGUAGACGCGACGGAGGUUUUUCUCCGACGAGGAGAAGAAGCCGAUGAGGCUUGGGAGAAUUCGGUGGCUCGACCGAGUGCACUCGCCGUCGAUCGGUUCCUUGAUCCCGGCGCUGAUAUUAUCUUCCCGGAGAUAUCCGCCGUUCCAUCGCUCCCAGCCGCCGUGGUGGCGAUUUCCCGUUGA